Messenger RNA from Anisakis simplex (herring worm), 366 nucleotides. NCBI's taxonomy places the organism in Eukaryota, Metazoa, Nematoda, Chromadorea, Rhabditida, Anisakidae. The record is from the annotation of a GenBank genome assembly.
AUGAUUCGACUGCUGAAAAGAUACGAAAUACCAAUUGUUUCGUGUCGGAGUGAAUCUGGUGCAAGCUCAAUGAUACGUCGAUGCCUCGUGAAAGGUUUCUUCUCACAGGCGGCACAAUACCAUAGCAGUGGUGAUUAUGUGACCGUGCGAGAGGAUUACCACUUCAAAGUCUAUAAAGGCUCAGCGCUCAUGUAUCGAAAAGAAUUCCCGAAAUGGGUGAUUUUUUCGGAAGUGUUACAAGACACGAUNCGUGAUGUUAGUGUUGUUGAGCCGGAAUGGCUAUAUCAACUGGUUCCGGAAUACUACGAAUUCGGAACGGAUAGUGAAAUCGCCAGAAAACGUUUGAAGGGUGAUCAACAAACUUGA